This is a messenger RNA of Cygnus atratus (black swan), 1383 nucleotides long. It is a transcript of the gene IRF6, whose product is annotated as interferon regulatory factor 6. Gene Ontology annotation, biological process: immune system process; regulation of transcription by RNA polymerase II. Gene Ontology annotation, cellular component: nucleus. NCBI's taxonomy places the organism in Eukaryota, Metazoa, Chordata, Aves, Anseriformes, Anatidae. Gene Ontology annotation, molecular function: RNA polymerase II cis-regulatory region sequence-specific DNA binding; protein binding; DNA-binding transcription factor activity, RNA polymerase II-specific. The transcript has 7 exons. The record is from RefSeq and is a predicted model, not a curated record. The coding region runs from base 1 to 1383 and encodes 460 amino acids.
AUGGCGUUACACCCGCGAAGAGUCCGCUUGAAGCCCUGGCUCGUGGCCCAGGUAGAUAGCGGCAUGUAUCCGGGCCUUAUCUGGCUAAAUCGAGAAGCAAAGCGGUUUCAGAUCCCCUGGAAGCACGCAACUCGGCACAGCCCGCAGCACGAGGAGGAGAACACCAUCUUCAAGGCAUGGGCUGUGGAAACAGGAAAGUACCAGGAAGGAGUUGAUGAGCCAGACCCUGCAAAGUGGAAAGCCCAGCUCCGAUGUGCUCUUAACAAAAGCCGGGAAUUUAAUUUAAUGUAUGAUGGCACCAAGGAGGUACCCAUGAAUCCUGUUAAAAUUUAUGAAGUGUGCGAUAUCCCGCAGUCCCAGGGAUCAAUCAUUAAUCCAGGUUCCACUGGCUCAGCUCCAUGGGACGAGAAGGAUAACGAUCUUGAUGAGGAAGAAGAAGAAGAACUGAAUCAAUCUCAGCAUGUCCCUAUUCAAGAGACAUUUCCAUUUCUUAAUAUAAAUGAUUCUCCAAUGGCUCCAGCCAGUGCAGAAAACUGCAGCCCUGAAGCUGUGUGGCCUAAGAAUGAACCUCUAGAUAUGGAAAUGCCCCCAACAGCUCUGCAGCAUGAUUUCUUCAGCAGCCCUGAGCUCUGGAUCAGCUCUCUUCCAAUGACAGAUCUAGAAAUCAAGUUUGAAUAUCGAGGAAAGGAGACGGGAGCAACGACAACUGUAAGCAACCCACAGGGAUGCAGACUUUUCUAUGGAGAGCUGGGUCCUAUGCCAGACCAGGAAGAGCUCUUUGGGCCUAUCAAUUUGGAGCAAGUGAAGUUUCCAGGAACAGAGCAAAUCACCAAUGAAAGGCAAAAGAUCUUCACAAGUCGGCUACUGGAUGUUAUGGACAGGGGACUGAUCCUGGAGGUCAGUGGCCAUGCCAUCUAUGCUGUCCGGCUCUGCCAGUGCAAGGUGUACUGGUCUGGUCCCUGUGCGCCUUCUGCUGCCACACCAAAUUUGAUUGAGAGGCAAAAGAAAGUCAAAUUAUUCUGCCUGGAAACGUUCCUCAGCGAGCUGAUUGCCCACCAGAAAGGACAAAUUGAAAAACAGCCACCAUAUGAGAUCUACUUCUGUUUUGGAGAAGAGUGGCCUGAUGGAAAACCUAGAGAGAGAAAGCUGAUUGUGGUUCAGGUCAUUCCAGUUGUGGCCCGGAUGAUAUACGAAAUGUUCUCUGGUGACUUCACGCGUUCCUUUGACAGUGGCAGUGUGCGACUCCAGAUCUCUACGCCUGACAUCAAGGAUAACAUCGUGGCUCACUUGAAGCAGCUGUACCGCCUGCUGCAGACCCAUCAGGAGGGGUGGCCGAUGCAGGCCCCUGCCAUGCACAUGGCACAGCCGCUGCCAGCACAGUGA